AUGCCCUUGACGACCCCAUCCCUCCCUCUGACUGCCUCCGCCGCCGCCGCUGCUGCUGUGUCUUCGUCCAGCCUCAUCUCCUUUGGCGACCGCGACUCUCUAAUCCCAGACAUCGACACCUCGCCUUCGCCUUCGCCCUCGCCCUUGCCCUCACCCUCAUCCGCCGCCGCCUCGGACGCUCCUUCCCUCGCAGCUACCCACGGCAAGAGCAGCCCACCUGCUCCUUCCCCUUCCACCACCACCACCACCACUACCACCACAAGGCCCAGCAGCCACACCCGCCGCUACACCCUGUCCCGCUUCCCUCUCCUGCGCAAAGGAAGCCGCGAGCUCACCAGGUCGCCCUCUGCCCACCUCAAAGCCAGCAGUGUCUCGGCCACCAACCCCACCGACGCUCUCUUCUUCGCGACCGGCGCCCCGCGAGCCUCGUUUUCCAUUGCGCGUUCACGUGAACCCGACACCUCUCCACCACGCGAGCCCGCUGCCGACACCCACGAACCCGACGUCACCACUGAAGAGGCAGACCAGACGGGCCACGCAGGCAGGCCGACAUCAGCCAAACCAGACAAGAUGCACCAGACUAGUUCGCGCUUAUUGCGUAUGACGGAUGAUGAGCGGCCGUAUACGAGAGACUUUAAGGACCUCUUCUCAACCCUCAUGGUCUCACUUCCCCUCACGCCCCACCGCGUCCGGUUUAGGAUGAUCGACUUCACCUUUACUUCGGAUGAAGCCAUCACAAAUCUCGGCUCCCUCAAGUUCUCCCAAUCAAACCGCAUGCCAGAUCCCAAGGACUCAUCACGUGUCGUCACCACAACCACCACCACGACCUUCUCCAUGGCCAAGGAAAUGGCCCGCUCCGUGUGCCAGAAGUUUCUCGAAGCCAAGUUCAUCGAGUCGGUCGAAAGCAAAAUGGACUUUACAAACAAAAGCUCAGUAUGGCAACUCACGCCAAAGGGCAUCCACAUCCUAGAGCGCUUCUGCACACGCAAUGGCAUCCAAUCUGCCCAUGUGAAAGCCGUGAUAGAUUCCAACAGAAACCCCCACCAACUAGUCAUUCUGGAGCGCAACACCGACAACGACAAGCUACACCAUGACGAGCAGACGGUAGAGAUCAUCUUUCGCCGCUUUGUCGGCCUUACUGCAAACGAAACCCAAUCAGAUUCCGACUCGAUACAUGAGUUCUCAAAAUGCGACGUUGGCGUCAAACUCGUCAAGCACCGGCCAUCGGCCACCCGCCAGUACGAAUACACCUUCCACGGACGCAAUGCCGCCCAAUGGCUGAUGGAUUGCUCCACCAUGGUUGACCCACGAGAAGCUGUCGAGGUUGGCUCGCUCUUCUUGCAACUCAAGCUCAUCGCCCCGGUUGAUCCCCGCAACUCAGAACAUACUUUUCAACCAGUAAAGCAGGUACACUACUACAUCACCCCCCACGGCGAGCGCGUUGCAGGUUGGAUGCUCGAUGAGACUAUAAUAGGCGGAGAUAUUGUGGUAAAAACUCGAGAUGGUGUCACCCGCGAUUCGAAUAGCAAUCGUACCAACGUCAUCAUCCGCAAUCCCUCAUGGCGACUUCUGUACCGCGAGUUCCUCAAGGAGACCAUGUGUGAGGAGAACCUGUCAUUCUACCUCGAGGUUCAAGAGUUCAACAGACAGUAUCGCACGGCCAUUGGCGAGAAGGGUGACAACAAAGUGGAGACGAUACGUGAGACGCUAGCCGCUGCUUAUGGUUUAUACAACGCGUUCCUAGCACCCGGCUCCCCUAACGAGCUGAACAUCGACCACGGUCUCCGCACGCAGCUGGCUACUCGCAUGACCCGUGCUGUUGGCGACGAUGCUGCUAUGCUUCAAAGCCUGAAUGAAGUUGCGACCCUCUUCGACAAGGCACAAAACUCAAUCUUCAAGCUCAUGUCAAGUGACUCGGUGCCCAAGUUCAUCAAACAUCCAAAGUACGCCCCGCAACUCCGAGGUCUCGAUGCCGCUGCUGCUUCCGCAUACGCCCUCACAUCGCCCAGCGCCUCACGAUAA
Molecule: messenger RNA, 2022 nt
Organism: Cucurbitaria berberidis CBS 394.84
Lineage: Eukaryota; Fungi; Ascomycota; Dothideomycetes; Pleosporales; Cucurbitariaceae
Product: RGS-domain-containing protein
Exons: 4
Coding region: 1-2022 (673 amino acids)
Biological process (GO): intracellular signal transduction
Source: RefSeq, a predicted model, not a curated record